CUUCGGUAAAUCAAGGCGAUCCAUCAAUUCUGCUUUUCGCUUGUGUGCAGAGAGACGUCCGCCUUUUCCCCCCCGUGCUGGAAGAUAAACCGGCUCAAGAGUCGCCGUUUUUCAAUCACAGUCUAUCCGGCGGAGGAUACCGCUAUAAUGGGUGUUUUUAACGGAACCGGACUUUAUAGCAGUUUUCGUGCGCGCAGCUUCUGAUAGAAAAAAACAACAACCCAUCUUGACGCCCGUUAGCUAGCGUUUAGUUCUCGCCACUGUCCGGUGGUGUCGGUGCUGUUUCGGCGAGAGUCCCCUCAAACGAGGGAUAUCUAAGGAAUCUUACUGGGAGACGGUCCUUAAACCGCAAACAUGUCUGGGGCGUCUGUAAAAGUCGCUGUUCGAGUUCGGCCCUUCAACUCCAGGGAGACAAGCAAGGACUCAAAAUGUAUCAUUCAGAUGCAAGGCAACACUACAACUAUCCUCAACCCCAAAGCCCCAAAGGAACCAGCAAAGACCUUCAGUUUUGAUUACUCCUACUGGUCACACACCACGCCGGAGGACCCAUGCUUUGCAUCACAGAACCUCGUGUACAAUGACAUUGGCAAGGAAAUGCUGCAGCAUGCCUUUGAGGGCUAUAACGUCUGCAUCUUUGCAUAUGGCCAGACAGGAGCUGGCAAAUCCUACACUAUGAUGGGCAAGCAGGAGGAAGGGCAGGAAGGAAUCAUUCCCAUGCUAUGUGAAGAUCUCUUUGAGAAAAUCAAUGAGGACAGCAACAAAGAGGAGCUCUCCUACUCAGUAGAGGUCAGUUACAUGGAGAUCUACUGCGAGCGAGUCCGAGAUUUGCUCAAUCCUAAGAACAAAGGGAAUCUGCGAGUCCGAGAACACCCGCUGCUGGGUCCCUACGUAGAGGACCUGUCCAAGCUAGCUGUCACCUCCUACACAGACAUCGCUGACCUGAUGGAUGCAGGCAACAAGGCCAGAACUGUGGCUGCCACCAACAUGAACGAGACCAGCAGCAGGUCCCAUGCAGUCUUCACCAUCGUCUUCACACAGAAGAAACACGACAGCGAGACGGAUCUCUCUACAGAAAAGGUCAGUAAAAUCAGUCUGGUAGACUUGGCAGGGAGUGAACGAGCAGAUUCCACCGGAGCUAAAGGUACCAGGCUAAAGGAGGGAGCAAACAUCAACAAAUCUCUCACCACUUUAGGAAAGGUUAUCUCUGCCCUGGCUGAAGUGGACAACUGUACCAGCAAGAGCAAGAAGAAGAAGAAGAGUGACUUCAUCCCAUACAGAGACUCUGUUCUGACGUGGCUGCUGAGGGAGAACCUCGGUGGAAACUCCAGAACAGCUAUGGUAGCUGCCCUCAGUCCUGCAGAUAUCAACUAUGAUGAAACCCUCAGCACGCUCCGUUAUGCUGACCGAGCCAAGAACAUCAAGUGCAAUGCUGUGAUCAAUGAGGAUCCCAACAAUAAGUUGGUGCGUGAGCUGAAGGAUGAAGUGGCUCGGCUGAAGGAGCUGCUCCGUGCCCAGGGCCUUGGAGACAUCCUGGACAUUGAUCCUAUGGGGGAUGAUUGCCCAGGAAGUGGAAUCAAAUACCUCAAAGACAUUCAGAACAAUAAGCAUAGAUACUUGAUAGCCUCAGAGAACCAACGCCCUGGCCAUUUCUCCACAGCCCCUAUUGGUUCCCUGACAGCCUCUCCAUCCUCUGGCUCACUAAGCAGCCAGGGAGGCCUGCAGUCAGUCACCAGCAUCCAAGAGCGCAUCAUGUCCACACCUGGAGGAGAGGAGGCCAUUGAAAGACUCAAGGAAUCAGAAAAGAUCAUCGCAGAACUCAAUGAAACCUGGGAAGAGAAACUGCGAAAGACUGAAGCAAUCCGCAUGGAAAGGGAGGCUUUGCUUGCAGAGAUGGGUGUGGCCAUCCGUGAAGAUGGAGGCACUUUGGGUGUAUUCUCUCCUAAAAAGACUCCACAUUUGGUUAACCUAAAUGAGGAUCCUCUCAUGUCAGAGUGUCUGCUCUACUACAUCAAAGACGGAAUUACAAGGGUGGGUCAGGCCGAUGCCGAGAGAAGACAGGACAUCGUUUUAAGUGGCGCUCACAUCAGAGAAGAACACUGCAUUUUCCGCAGCGAAAGGAACGCCAACGGAGAUGUCAUUGUUAUGCUGGUGCCCUGCGAGGGAUCGGAAACCUACGUCAACGGCAAGCGUGUUGAGGAUGCAAUCCAGCUCCGUUCAGGCAACCGUAUCAUUAUGGGAAAGAACCACGUGUUCCGGUUCAACCACCCAGAGCAGGCCAGAGCUGAAAGGGAGAAGACACCGUCUGCUGAAACCCCUGUGGAGCCGGUGGAUUGGACGUUUGCUCAGAGAGAACUCCUGGAAAAGCAGGGUAUUGACAUGAAGCAGGAAAUGGAGAAAAGACUCACUGAGAUGGAGAUCUUGUACAAAAAAGAGAAGGAAGAAGCAGAUCAACUUCUGGAGCAGCAGCGGCUGGUUUACGAGAGCAAAUUGCAGGAACUCCAGAAACAGGUGGAGACUCGUUCUCUGGUAGCCGAAACACCUGACGAAGAAGAGCUGGAGGAGGAAGAGGAAGAAGAAGUUCCGUGGACUCAGCACGAGUUUGAGCUGGCUCAGUGGGCGUUCAGGAAGUGGAGGUACCAUCAGUUCACCUCCCUCCGUGACCAGCUGUGGGGGAACGCGGUGUAUCUGAAGGAGGCUAAUGCGAUUAGCGUGGAGCUAAAGAAGAAAGUCCAGUUCCAGUUCGUCCUCCUGACAGACACGCUGUACUCUCCGUUGCCUCCUGAACUUCUGUCGACCGAGCCAGAGAAAGAACGUGACCCCAGACCUUUCCCUCGCACCGUGGUGGCCGUAGAAGUUCAAGAUCUGAAGAAUGGAGCUACACACUACUGGUCCCUUGAAAACUCAAGUAAGCGGCUGGACCAGAUGAGGGAGAUGUACGACCGCGCUGGAGAGAUGGCCUCCACUCACCAGGAGGACGGCGAAGGCACCCUGACAGGAAACGACCCCUUCUAUGACCGAUUCCACUGGUUCAAGCUCGUCGGGAGCUCCCCCAUCUUCCACGGUUGCGUUAAUGAGCACCUGGCCGACCGCACGCCCUCGCCCACGUUCUCCACCACCGACUCUGAGAUCACGGAGCUGGCGGACGAACGCCAGAGCGAGAUGUCCGACCUGAUCGACGACGAGGCGUUCGUGGACGACACCAGCUCGGACGCCGGCACCGAGGAGGGUUCGGACAUCUUCAGCGACGGCCAGGACCCCUUCUACGACCGCUCCCCUUGGUUCAUCCUGGUGGGAAGAGCUUUCGUGUACCUGAGCAACCUGCUGUACCCCGUACCGCUGGUUCACCGUGUUGCCAUAGUAACGGAGAAGGGCGAGGUGCGGGGUUUCCUGCGCGUGGGGGUCCAGGCUAUAGCUGCUGACGAGGAGGCUCCAGACUACGGGUCAGGAGUUAGACAGUCAGGAACCGCCAAGAUUUCCUUUGAUGAUGAAUACUUCAAAAAGAACGACUUCCCCUCUACGGUUAUGACGCGCUCCGGCAUGUCCCUGGAAGAGCUUCGCAUUGUGGAGGGCCAGGGUCAGAGUUCAGAGGUCAUCACACCCUCGGAGGAGCUCAACAGAAUCAAUGACAUGGACCUCAAGCUGGGAAACAUCGCAGACACCAAGCUGGGUCAUGGCGACGGGCUGGCAGGCCAGCUGGAGGUGGGCAGCAUCUUCACCUUCCGUGUCACUGUGCUCCAGGCUAACGGCAUUCCUCCUGAGUAUGCCGACAUCUUCUGCCAAUUCAAUUUCCUGCAUCGUCACGACGAGGCUUUUUCCACCGAGCCUCUGAAAAACGCCGGCAAAGGAGCUCCUCUGGGCUUUUACCAUGUCCAGAAUAUUUCAGUGGAGGUCACGGAGUCCUUUAUUGAGUACAUCAAGAGCAAACCCAUCGUGUUUGAAGUGUUUGGCCACUACCAGCAGCACCCACUGCAUCUUUAUGGCCAGGACCUGAUCAGUCCUCCAACGCCAUCGAGGAAAUACUACCCUAUCCCCAUGCCUCUGUCUAAGCCAGUUCCAGCCACCAAGUUGAACACCAUCACCAAGUCCAACCUGGGUCAGUGUGUCAGCAAGUAUGACCUGCUGGUGUGGUUUGAGAUCAGCGAGCUGGAGCCCACUGGAGAGUACAUCCCAGCUGUAGUGGAUCACAGUGGAGGGCUGCCCUGCCAUGGCACCUACCUGCUGCACCAGGGGAUCCAGCGGAGGAUCACAGUGACUCUCAUCCAUGAGAAGGGAAGCGAGCUCCACUGGAAGGACGUUCGUGAGCUGGUUGUGGGUCGUAUCAGAAACAAGGCUGAGGUGGAUGAUAGCGCAGCAGAUGCUGUCCUGUCCCUGAACAUCAUUUCUGCCAAGAACAUCAAGUCAUCCCACAACACCAACAGGACUUUCUAUCGCUUCGAGGCGGUGUGGGACAGCUCCCUGCACAACUCCCUCCUGCUAAACCGAGUCACUCCUUAUGGAGAGAAGAUCUACAUGACCUUGUCUGCAUAUCUGGAGCUGGACCACUGCAUCCAGCCUGCCAUCAUCACCAAAGACAUCUGCAUGGUCUUCUACUCCAGAGACGCCAAGAUCUCCCCUCCUCGUUCUCUCAGGAACCUCUUUGGAAGCGGAUACUCCAAAACUCCUGACUGCAACCGAGUGACCGGCAUCUACGAGCUGAGCUUGUGCAAGAUGUCUGACACCGGGAGUCCAGGGAUGCAGCGUAGGAGGAGGAAGAUCCUGGACACAUCAGUGGCUUAUGUGCGAGGAGAGGAGAACCUGGCCGGGUGGAGGCCCAGAGGAGACAGCCUAAUCCUGGAGCACCAAUGGGAGCUGGAGAAAAUGGAGCAGCUGCAUGAGGUGGAGAAGACCCGUCACCUCCUCCUGCUGAGGGAGAAGCUUGGAGAGGCGCCUCCAGUGGGAUCGGCUCCGACCACCAAGUCCCUGAGCGAGUGUCUGUCGCCCAGCAUGAGCUCAGGCACCCUGUCCACCUCCACCUCCAUCUCCUCACAGAUCUCCAGCACCACCUUUGAAAGCGCCAUCACGCCCAGCGAGAGCAGCGGCUACGACUCGGCCGACAUCGAGAGCCUGGUGGAUCGUGAGAAGGAGCUGGCUACUAAGUGCCUGCGCCUCCUGACACACACCUUCAACAGCGAAUACAACGAGGUGGUCAACAGCAUCAGCGACUGCAAACUCUCUGACAUCUCCCCCAUUGGACGUGACGCGUCAGUGACCAGCUUCAGCAGCGCCACCCUCACCCCCUCUUCAACCUGCCCCUCUCUGUCCGACUCCCGCUGCGGCUCCAUAGACCAGAAAACCCCAGAGAACAGCUCUCGUGCCUCCAGUCCCUCCUGCUCAGACUAUGAAAACUUCCCGAUGGUUCCCACUCUGGAGACGUCCUACCUUGCACGGGCUGGAAAGAACGAGUUCCUCAACUUGGUGCCUGAUAUUGAAGAAAUGAGGCCAGGAUCUGUUGUGUCCAAGAAGGGUUUCCUGAGCUUCAUGGAGCCCCGCUCCAACUCGUGGGUGAAGCACUUUGUGGUCGUUCGCCGGCCCUACGUCUUCAUCUACAACAGUGACAAGGACCCGGUGGAGCGAGGCGUGCUCAACCUGUCCACAGCGCAGGUGGAAUACAGCGAAGACCAGCAGGCCAUGCUCAAGACUCCCAACACGUUUGCUGUGUGCACAAAGCAUCGAGGAAUCCUCCUGCAGGCCAACAAUGAGAAAGACAUGAACGACUGGCUGUACGCCUUUAAUCCUCUGCUAGCAGGAACGAUAAGAUCUAAGCUGGCGAGGAGGCGCAGCGGCCUGCCGAAAAACUGAGUGAGUGGAGUGGCACACAGGAAACCAACGGCUUCCAUUGUUUCUGAAAAGCCUUUGAACAUACCAAGUGUUAACACUUAUUAAUCAUUGUGAUUCUUGACGGUUUUCUCUUGUAAGUAGACUUGUGGCUUAAGUCUCCUUUCAUGCGACUAAAAGUUUCAGUUCCAGACAAAUUUGCCUCCCUUUCCCCUCCAGCCACCCUCUGCCGACUUCGCUCUCCUCCUCUCUAUUUCCUCCCCCUCAGCUUUUUGUGUUUUUGUUUUUUAUGACAAUGUUUGGGUCUAAUUUUCGUCCCGCUUUCUCGUCAUUCCCAAAUUCCCUAACUAGUAGCAUGUUGUAGUAGUCUACUUGUGUGUGCACGACUCUUCAGAAGCUUUCAGUUUGCCAAUCAUCUGUAGAAAAGAAAAAUGUCUAUAUCAGUGUUACUUGUCUCCCAAAACGACGUUUAUUUUUGGGUUGUUGUUUUUUUUAUAUAUAAUAUGCUGGCAUGUUAACUGCAGCAGUCCUCAGGAGAAGACCAACUUUAAUCACUGGAAAAAAUUGAAACAAAUCAGAGAACUUACUGUUGAAAUCAUGAAGGGAAAAAGUACAAAUAUCUCCAAGUGAUGUAUUAGUUUAUGCUCUGCUACAUGAACUAUUGCUGCUAAUAAAUUCAUAGGGAUUUUUUUCUCCUCAUCAUGAGAUUUGUAUCCGGCCGCUGCCUCUUCCUAAAGCAGACUCUCUCCUCCAAGCGUCUCCUCAGCAAAAACUCCAAAUUUGUCAGCGAGACAUGAGGGCAGGACUGGAUUUCUUUGUGAUAUUUAGAUCCCACUCCUCGGUCUGUGUACAUAACUCCAAAAAAACCCCAAUAGUGCCAGUGUCAGUCAGUUAGUCAGUGAGUACGCACUCUUGCAUUUGUGUCAACAUGGAAAAUUCACGCUAAAACGAGCAAAAAAUGUAAGAAGAUCAUUUCACGUCUCUGCGGAUUCUUCCUGCAGGAGUAGAUAUUUGUGGCUGUCGUUUUGCUUUUUCAUCUCAAGAAAAAAAAAGCUGGUUUUCAAAGAGAUGACAGAAUUGGGAGGAGGAAGAUGGACAGCAGCGCUCUAAAGAGAGAAGUUCAUUUGUACAGUCUGUUCUGGGAUCAGUUUGCUAGCUCAUUUAAGACAUUCCUAACUAACACGCCGAGACCUCCAGAGAGCCGCUAACAUUUAGUUUAACCUUCACGCAUUUGAUAAAAAAACUGGAGACAUAACAGAAGAAGAAGUAAGAAGGAGAACGAAGUAGGACAGAUCCAGAUCCAGUCGGUUAAAAACCUCCAAAACGAAGUGCAGCACCGCAGGUUGUUCAUUUUUCUGUUUGUGUUCUUGAAUCGAAACUCAUCUAACUCUCAUCGUGUUGACUUUUAUUUUUGAAAUAACAUUUUUCUCUCUCUCUUAUUCUUUUAAUCAUUCCUCAGUGAAGUUUUAUACGAAAUGCAACAGAGGGCAUUUAUUUCUUAAUUUCUAACCGACAUCGUGUCUUGGUGUUUGACCUUAUUUUGCACAUUAACACAUAUCUAUAGCAAAAAGACGACUAAAAGGCAGAUGGCAUGCUGUGUUGAGUCAUCAGGAACAAAGACAGGAGCACAUAUCAGGGCUACACUGGAUGAUAGCUGAAAGAAAGGAGUGAUAUUAAAGGGACGACAUAUUCAAAGGUUUUAUUUCUGAUAUUGCUCUCGAAAAUGUUUGCUCUGUGCUGCAGUCGGUGCCUCCGGUUCUACAAAUAGUGGAAAUGUGUGUUUAAAAAAGUGCAGAUGGGCGUUCAUAAACUCUGGCCUGCCAACCAGCAGUGCGCCCACUGUGUCAUAAGAAAGGCAAAUUAAGGUUUAUUGUAGAAACAGAGGCACCCUUUGCCGGUUACAAGUGUUAAAGCGUAAUAAUUGGUGACGCAUCUUCAUUGUAAAGACAGAAAACUUUCACCUCAGAGCUGAAAAUGACAUAAAAUCGCCGCCGCCCUCAGGUCAACCAACCUGCUGGUCGGUGAAACAAAAACCCGCUUUAUCGCCAUUUUCUGUUCAAAUGUUUCGUCUGGGGAAAAAAAUCGGACAAAACAUCUAUGCACUGAUUCAAGCUCAAAGUGCAACAUACCUCACAUUAACCUCCAGAGCAAACGUUUUCCCCCUCAGUGACUAAUUUGCAGAGGUAUAUUAUUUUGGAUUGUGUAUUUAUUGUUUGCAAUGUAUAUAUUAGUUUGCAGCUCUUUGCACAUAUUAAUAAAAGGUUCAACUAACUGAUCAAAUAAAGUCUGUGCGGUUUAGUUGUUCUGCUCAUAAUGAACCAAAUGGUGGCGUGGCAGCCUCUUCCAGCCCAGGAGAGAGUUGAAUGUAAAGAUGUGUGUGUUUGUUUUCUUUCUCAUCAUUUAAAGAAAAAGGAAAAAAGAGACCUAAAAUGUAACCCGCUGCAGCUUCUAGCGGGACGUGGGUUACAUUAGUGCUUCCUCUUUAUCGGAAAGUGAAUAUUUACUCAUCCUAACCAGCCGCAUCAACAAAAAGAUGGUUUCUGAUGCAUUUUAUUUCUUCUAAUAUCAGGGAAUAUAACACAAAGUAGCUAGCCACAUCUAAAAACGACAGUAUGCUAUUGUUUGUGUCUUUCUUCACCUCAACACUUUAUUUUUUGUUUCCGUUGAUGCCUUUAACUAGCCGUGAUAUUUUUCCAUCUCCCCCCUUCUGAAGAUUAAUAUCAGUUAAACUCCCUUUUCCGAUUUGCUCACCAAAAGAAAAGGAAAACAAAAAGACAUGAUAUUAACACUGUACAUUAUUUGUCAUACUGGUUUCAUUUUCAUACUUAUUUUGUAAAUAUCUGUGUUGUAUGGAGCUUGAACUAAAAUGUAAAUAUGUUUACUGUAUUUGUAAUAAUUAUAAUCCAUUCGCUGUAUAGCAUAGAUGUGUCAUGCAGAUAUCCUAAUUCUGUGUAUGGUAAUCUUGCACCAUUGAACUGUUUAGUGAAUGAGGCAACAAUAAAAAGUGCAAACUGUGCAUUA
This is a messenger RNA of Acanthochromis polyacanthus (spiny chromis), 8835 nucleotides long. It is a transcript of the gene kif1b, whose product is annotated as kinesin family member 1B. The record is from RefSeq and is a predicted model, not a curated record. Lineage: Eukaryota; Metazoa; Chordata; Actinopteri; Pomacentridae. Gene Ontology annotation, molecular function: microtubule motor activity; ATP binding; microtubule binding. The coding region runs from base 355 to 5838 and encodes 1827 amino acids. Gene Ontology annotation, biological process: microtubule-based movement. The transcript is spliced from 49 exons.